GUGGCAGAUAAUAUUUAUGACAUGUUUCACACCAGAUACACUCUUCAUCGUCAGGCCCUUCAGCACAAGAUCGGGUACAUCAUUGACGUCAAGGUUAAGGAUGCUCUUAAAGAAGCAGAUAAAGGCAUGAUUCCAGAUUCCAAGAUUUCCAAUGCCAAGGAUGACAUGCUCGAGUACACCAAACUCACAGAUCACAUCUUCGAUCAGAUCCUGAACUUAAAUCCAGAUCCGAAUGAAUCCAGAGGAAUUCUGGAGAACAUUGUCAACAGACGCCUGCCAAAGUUCGUUGGAGAGGCCCGACUGAAGGAGAAUGUUUUAAAGCAAAUGCUGAUAAAACAUUGGAAUGACAAGCUGAACACCAACAAAGCCAAUCUGGAUCCUAAAGACAUACAAUUUUGUGAAAAAAUGCUGAACUGCUUGGAAGUCCAUCCUGAGGAAGCCUUCAAGAAUGCAGUGUAUCAGAAAAUAUUGCUGCUCAGUUUUGAAGAUCAACCUGUUGAAGCCUUCAAGAUUAAGGUAGUCUUCAAUUUCUUAUCUCAGAAAUUUAUGGUAUAG
This is a messenger RNA of Labeo rohita (rohu), 555 nucleotides long. Its product is annotated as deoxynucleoside triphosphate triphosphohydrolase SAMHD1-like. The transcript is spliced from 6 exons. Gene Ontology annotation, biological process: defense response to virus; regulation of innate immune response; dGTP catabolic process. The annotation marks the transcript as partial. The record is from RefSeq and is a predicted model, not a curated record. Gene Ontology annotation, molecular function: dGTPase activity. Gene Ontology annotation, cellular component: nucleus. NCBI's taxonomy places the organism in Eukaryota, Metazoa, Chordata, Actinopteri, Cypriniformes, Cyprinidae.